This is a messenger RNA of Solea solea (common sole), 1453 nucleotides long. Its product is annotated as cell surface glycoprotein CD200 receptor 1-A. Gene Ontology annotation, molecular function: signaling receptor activity. Gene Ontology annotation, biological process: regulation of neuroinflammatory response. Lineage: Eukaryota; Metazoa; Chordata; Actinopteri; Pleuronectiformes; Soleidae. The record is from RefSeq and is a predicted model, not a curated record. The transcript is spliced from 6 exons. The coding region runs from base 59 to 913 and encodes 284 amino acids.
GCUGGAGUGUGGAACACUGUAGAAGUCCCUUCACAGAAGAACCUGAAGGCAAACGGGGAUGAGGGACGUGAUGUGGAUUUGUGUUGCAGUUAUCCUCUUAGUGUCUAAAGUUUGGAGCCUUGAUUCAGGUAUCCAAAAUGUAACUUUCAACCUGGGGAGUGAUGCCAAUCUGACAUGCAGUGAUAAAUCCUGGAAUGAGACCAUAUAUGUUAUUUGGACCAUCCAGCUGAAACACAGAACCUGUAAAAUAGCCUGGAAGUAUGGUGUUCCAGACAUGAACAACUGCAGUGAUGGAAAGUCCCUUGGAAAAAACUCCAAGGCUCAGUUUUAUCUGAGCAUCCCAAACUUUUCAACUGAAGACGUGGGGAUUUACAAAUGUGAGUCAGUUUUUUCCGGGGGAAACAAAAAUGAUGCAUUCAACGUGACAAUCACAGUUCCCCCUGAGACGUCAGCCUGGUUGGAGCAUAGGGUCAACAAGAUGGUGGCUGUCUGCAAAGCCGAAAGGGGAAGACCGGCAGCCAAUAUCAGCUGGAGUCUUCAGGGAAAUGCACCGUUUGUAACAACCCACCAUGAUUCAGAUGGAUUUAUUUCAGUGGAGAGUCAUCUGGAGCUCACAGAGGGUGUGGAUGCAGAGAACCUGACCUGUGUGAUCAGGCACCCAUACUGGAAACAAGAGAGGAUUCUGGAGCCAGAGCUCAAAGAAGGUUAUUUUCUCUGGCUGCUCAUCCUUAUUGGUGUUGUAGUUGUUGUCGUUUUGGUGGGAUUAGUAUUUCUUGCACACAAGAAAAUAAUGAUAUUGAGGCGUUGCGAGCAGUCUGAAAUAUCAUUCUCCAAAUCUCCACCGACAGAGGAUGUGGAGGAAGUGGAGCCCUAUGCCAGCUACGUUCAACGAGAGAACUCUAUCUAUAACUGAGUUGCAGUUUUUUUGCAUCUUUCUCUCAGCCCCUCCAAACUUUUUUUCUCUCUCUCUCUCUCUCUCUCUCUCUUACACCCACAUACGCACAAGGCGCUUUUUGAGAAAGUGAAGGCCAAGUUACGGUUUGUGACAGAGGAUUGAGAUGAAAGACACAGAAGCGUCGCACUUGACUGAUGGAACCCUGUGUCACAUAUACUUGCUCCCAUUAGCAAUCUUUGCGGCCCUCUACUUUGUGUGUGGGUCUCAUGGAAAACAUUAUCAGUCAUAAAUAAACUACAAACACAACGACUUAGUUGGAAAGAGUAUGUCAGAUGCCAGAUGCAACAUGUCUCAACUACAGAACUAUGGACUGUUAUUGUUGCUGGUGAAAUUCAUGGCCCAUAUUUAGGUAUGACAUGGAUAAAGUAGAAUAUAUAAUAUAGUAGAUAUUAGUAGUCGUAGUAAUUCAGUGAUACAACUGCCUCAGGAUAAUGUGGACAACUUUAUGUUAAGAUGUCAUGUAUUAUUAUGUAAUUACAUAUAUUAAAACUAUGUCUA